GGCGCGUUCAAGAGCUUUCUAAUGUUAGUAGUUGGGACGUGUUAUUGUAUAGUUGCACAGUAUUAUUUUUGCACUUCAACUUAUGGAUUGUAUGUAGGAAGAUUGUUUCGCCUUAGUUCUUUUCGAAAUAGCUAACGAACACGGCUAGUUGCCUGUAAGAUUAUCUCUAUAUAUAUCAGAAUGUCUGUAUACACAUUGAUUAUGUUCUUAGUUAUCACUCGUGAAACCCGAAUGUAAGUAAAUAGGAUUGUGAUUGGUCAGAAAUUUUGAGUUUGAUUCACUUGAAGGUAUUUUCGUCGUUACUGUAUCUGAGUUUUCAUAAAGACAAGGAAAUCGGACACAAUAAGAGCAAAUAAUUAGUAGACAGUAAAAAAAGAAUAAGUGUCUCUAACUAGUCGAACUCUGGCGUCCUUUCUCGCGUCCAGCUCCUGGCUCAUUCGAUUUACCCUCUAUUAUGGUUUAAUUUUUAUUUCAGACGUUCUCACUAGAUUCUUUUGAUAAGUAUUUAUUACUCUUUGUUCUGCUAACUUCAUGUUACCGAGUAGGUCCUUUCCUACAGAGACAAAUCAUAUUGACAAACGGUAGUCCCCAAUGGAAUUGCUAAGGAACAAUGGGUGGCAUAAUUUCGUAUAUGUAAAAUUCAUCAAGGAGGAAUAGAAAUAAUCUUCACCGUUAUGUGGUAUGAAAUUCUUCCAGCGCUUUCAAUAGUAACCGGAAUAACAUUUGCUAUUCCACCUUUAUUAAGUGUAACUAAUUAUGCGUUUCUUGGUAGAUGGUCUCCACCUAGUUUAUUUCGAUUUAAACAAGACUUCUUUCUACAUUUACGUGAUAAAGAUCUUGAAGGACCACUUUUAUUUGAAGAUUCAGAGUUUAUCAUCAAGGAUUAA
Molecule: messenger RNA, 887 nt
Organism: Schistosoma bovis
Lineage: Eukaryota; Metazoa; Platyhelminthes; Trematoda; Strigeidida; Schistosomatidae
Source: the annotation of a GenBank genome assembly